AUGGAGGAGAAGAAAUCAGAACUGCUCCCUGAAGAUGAUCAGGUUCUUCAAUCCCCGAUGCCCGUGCAGGUCGACCAGAGUACUAUGGCACCGUUUCCGCCCGCAGCAGAACAUCUGGUGAUGAAAGAUGGCAUCCGUCUUCACCCACAACCGACAAGUGACCCUCUGGACCCUCUCAAUUGGAGCAGCUUUCAAAAGCAUUCCAUUCUUGCCAUCAUUAUGUUGAAGUACUUCUUAUUCACCUACCUGACCACAACAACGGUCGCCAGCUUUCCAGAACUGCAGGAACAGUUCAACAUCUCCUAUUCGCAAGUCAACUGGACGGUCGCAAUUCCUGCACUCGGGCUCGCUGUUGGUCCUCUAAUCUUCUCAUCCCUCGCCGAUAUCUUUGGCCGUCGAAUUGUCUUCAUCUUUGGAACCUUGAUGGCACUUGCUGCCACCAUCGGCGCUGCCAAAGCACCAAAUUAUGGAGGCUAUAUGGCUGCGCGUUUCUUCCAAGGCUUUGGGGUUUCUCCAGCUUCCACAGUGGGGCUUGCUGCCAUCAACGACAUGUUCUACGAGCACCAAAGAGGCCAGAAAACUGGGUUAUGGGUUCUAGCCAUUGACAGCGGCCUGCUUGUUGGUCCAAUAAUCGGUGGCUUCAUGAACAUCGUCUCCCCUGCAUGGGUCCAAUGGUUGACUGCCAUCUUCUUCGGGGUGUUGCUUAUCCUUGAGGUUUUAUUCAUGCCCGAGACACUCUACCCCCGAAACCAUAUGCUGUCUCGGCUCCCUAUGGCUACCGAAUCCGAGGAAUCAGGCGUGGACAUCGAGAAAGUUGCUCGCAGACGGAGCGACGCUGCAACCGUCGCUCUUCCUCGCACCAAGAAGCUUCCAUAUUUCAAUCACAAGCCGCUCCCGGGUAUGCGGCAUCCAGCGAUCUACGACGCAACGCUUCGUUUCGUGUUGACCUUCAGAUUUAUGGCGGCAUUCCUCCCCGUCUUCGCAUACUGCUUCUUGUGGUAUUGGUGGAUACUUAGCGUCAUCACCAUGCUACCAGCUGCGUAUCCCAAUUACAAGCCGCAGAUCCAGGGUCUCCUAUUUAUUGGCCUUCUCCUCGGUACUCUCUUUGCCGAAGUCUUCCUAGGGGGCUACCUCAGCGAUAUCGUCUGCUCUCGUCUAGCUAAACGCAAUGGCGGCGUCCGCGUGCCUGAGAUGCGUCUCUGGCUUAUUUAUCCGGCCGGCCUGCUCAGCUCGAUUGGCUUGAUCGUAUGGGGUAUCAGUGUCGAUAAUGGUUACCACUGGAUAGUCGGGCAAGUUGCUUUCUUCUUGUUCGCAGCGGGUAUUCAGAUGGGCAAUACAGUCGUUUGUGCUUAUAUCGUGGAUUGCUAUCCAUUGCAAAGCAUGAGCAUGGUCACUUUCUAUGCCGUUUUGCUCAACCUGUCGGCAUUUAUCGAUCCGUUCUUUAUAGCUCCCUGGCAAGCUGGUUCAGGCUGGACCUGGUGCUUCGCGGCCCAGGGCAUUAUCGUGUUCUUCGGAGCCAUGCCUGUAUUUGGAUUGCUGCACAAGUAUGGUCCGACGAUAAGAUCUAAAACCGGUACGCCCUUCUGGGUCAAUCCGGAGUUUGAUAAUUUGUUGUAG
This is a messenger RNA of Exophiala oligosperma, 1617 nucleotides long. RefSeq lists its product as uncharacterized. Gene Ontology annotation, molecular function: transmembrane transporter activity. Lineage: Eukaryota; Fungi; Ascomycota; Eurotiomycetes; Chaetothyriales; Herpotrichiellaceae. The transcript has 3 exons. Gene Ontology annotation, biological process: transmembrane transport. The coding region runs from base 1 to 1617 and encodes 538 amino acids. The record is from RefSeq and is a predicted model, not a curated record.